UGCUUCUGAAAAGUGAAAAACCCAAACAAAAAAUUGUCAAAGGCCAAAGCCCCAACAGAAAACCUCUUUCCAGUCUCCACUAAUUUGAUUCACGUCAAAAUCCCAAUCUCGAUUUCACCUUCAAUUUACUCUUCCUCUUACCUUUGAGAGAUCGCCAUGUUUAUGCUUAUAAAUUGCUCCAACUGCCGGACCCAAUUGCAGCUGCCUCCGGGCGCCCGAUCCAUCCGGUGUGCAAUUUGCCAGGCCGUGACUCAAGUCGCCGAUCCACGCGCCGUCAAUCCUCCGCCGGCUACUCAUCAUUGGCCCCCUCCGGGUCCUCCAUCCGCCGCCUCUCCUUCGCCGUAUAACCACGCCCCUCCUGGCCCUCCACCCAACCCUCACGGCCGCAAGAAGGCCGUGAUCGUCGGCAUAUCUUACAGGUACUCCAGGCACGAGCUCAAGGGAUGUCUCAAUGACGCCAAGUGUAUGCGCUACCUUCUCAUCAACAAGUUUCAAUUUCCAGAAUCUUCCAUUCUUAUGCUCACAGAAGAAGAGACUGAUCCCUAUAGAAUCCCUACCAAAUACAAUAUGCGAAUGGCCUUAUAUUGGCUUGUGCAAGGAUGUCAACCCGGAGAUUCCUUGCUCUUUCACUAUUCUGGGCAUGGCUCGAGGCAAAGGAACUACAAUGGUGAUGAAAUUGAUGGAUAUGAUGAAACAUUAUGUCCUCUGGACUUCGAAACUCAGGGAAUGAUAGUUGAUGAUGAAAUUAAUGCAACAAUUGUCAGACCUCUUCUUCAUGGGGUUAAGCUUCAUGCUAUAAUAGAUGCUUGUCACAGUGGAACUGUCCUGGACUUGCCAUAUCUUUGUAGAAUGAACAGGAGUGGUCAAUAUUUGUGGGAGGACCAUCGUCCCCGUUCAGGUAUUAUGAAGGGAACUAGUGGAGGUGAAGCUAUUUCUUUCAGUGGAUGUGAUGAUGACCAAACUUCAGCUGAUACAUCUGCUCUAUCAAAAAUAACCUCAACAGGUGCCAUGACGUUCUGCUUUAUUCAAGCUAUUGAGCGUGGGCAUGGAAGAACAUAUGGUAGCAUAUUGACUGCAAUGAGGGCAGCAAUUCGAGAGGCAGGAGGUUCUGGAGGUGACCUUGGUGGUGGUGGUGUCACAUCUCUCCUCACCAUGCUUGUGACAGGUGGUAGUGGUAUUGGUGGUGGAUUUAGACAGGAGCCGCAGUUGACUGCUUGCCAGACUUUCGACGUGUAUGCAAAGCCAUUCUCUUUGUGAAAUCCACUCAGUUUACCUUCGUGUUUACUUUUGUUGUGGGCAGGGUGGUGGUGUUGUGAGCUUUCUCUUGUGUCCGUUGUUUAUAAUACAAAGGAUUUUUCAAUUAUUAUGGUGGAAUUAUACUUCUUUCAUUUCUUUCUAUUUAAAGGAAACUUUAAUAAAAACAAAAAACUAUUUGUUAAUUUACCUAUUAUUGCCAGUAUUUUUUUGGUGUAAUGCACAAGUGUAUAUACAUUCUAUAUAUUGAUCCAAAUUCCUAUCA
Molecule: messenger RNA, 1519 nt
Organism: Ipomoea triloba (trilobed morning glory)
Lineage: Eukaryota; Viridiplantae; Streptophyta; Magnoliopsida; Solanales; Convolvulaceae
Product: metacaspase-1-like
Exons: 5
Coding region: 157-1257 (366 amino acids)
Biological process (GO): proteolysis
Molecular function (GO): cysteine-type endopeptidase activity
Source: RefSeq, a predicted model, not a curated record